This is a messenger RNA of Sphaeramia orbicularis (orbiculate cardinalfish), 1889 nucleotides long. It is a transcript of the gene tpm2, whose product is annotated as tropomyosin 2 (beta). Bases 214 to 1068 code for a protein of 284 amino acids. The transcript has 9 exons. The record is from RefSeq and is a predicted model, not a curated record. NCBI's taxonomy places the organism in Eukaryota, Metazoa, Chordata, Actinopteri, Kurtiformes, Apogonidae.
AAACAAAACACCCAUCCCAGUGGUGUGGGCUCGUGCGCAGGGCAGGUCCAUCCUCCAGCCCUCCUCCACCAGACUCAGUGCAGCCGCACGCGCGCCCCUGGACACCUCCGUCCUUCUGUCCGUCUGUCCAUCUGUCCAUUUGUCCGUCUGUUCGGAUACACACAGUAGCUGUUGUUCUUCUGAAGCAGAACCGAACCCAGAACCGGAUCAAACAUGGAGGCCAUCAAGAAGAAGAUGCAGAUGCUGAAGCUGGACAAGGAGAAUGCCAUAGACCGAGCAGAGCAGGCGGAGGUGGACAAGAAGGGAGCAGAGGACAAGUGCAAACAGCUGGAGGAGGAGCUGCUGGGUCUGCAGAAGAAGCUGAAAGGAGUGGAGGAUGAGCUGGACAAAUACUCUGAGUCGCUGAAGGAUGCCCAGGAGAAGCUGGAGCAGGCGGAGAAAAAGGCCACAGACGCUGAGGCAGAGGUGGCUUCUCUAAACAGGCGUAUCCAGCUGGUGGAGGAGGAGUUGGACAGAGCUCAGGAGAGACUGGCCACCGCUCUGCAGAAGCUGGAGGAGGCGGAGAAAGCUGCAGACGAGAGCGAGAGAGGAAUGAAGGUCAUAGAGAACAGAGCAACAAAAGACGAAGAGAAAAUGGAGAUCCAGGAGAUGCAGCUGAAGGAGGCCAAACACAUCGCUGAGGAGGCCGACCGCAAAUAUGAGGAGGUUGCUCGUAAGCUGGUGAUCCUGGAGGGUGACCUGGAGCGUUCAGAGGAGCGUGCUGAGGUGGCUGAGGCCCGUGUGAGGGAGCUGGAGGAUGAGCUCCGGCAAAUGGACCAGAAUUUGAAGUCCAUGAUGUCUGGAGAGGAAGAGUAUUCGCAAAAGGAGGACAAAUAUGAAGAGGAAAUCAGAGUUCUUACUGACAAACUUAAAGAGGCGGAGACCCGUGCUGAGUUUGCAGAGAGGUCUGUUGCCAAACUGGAGAAGACCAUUGAUGAUUUAGAAGAAAAACUGGCCCAAGCCAAAGAAGAGAACCUGGACAUGCACCAGGUGUUGGACCAAACCCUUCUGGAGCUCAACAAUUUAUAGACACCUUUACAAAAAGCUCAUCUGAAAGACAGCAUGACAAAGAAAAAAAAAAAAGGCUUUAUGUGUCACCACGGCUCCCAGCGUUCACCCUGAACGACCGAAGGAAACUGAAUCUUACUGCUUUUAUUAUUUACUAAAUGUCAGGAUUAUCAGGAUUUGUUUGAUGGGUCAUUUGUAAAUCAUGAGCAGGUUGUUUUUCAUCUUGCUGAGAAUUAUUUAAAAGUACAAAUUUUAAAGUGAUUGUAAAGUCUAAAAGUACAUUGUGGAACUAGACACUUAAAAACAUGUUCCUUUAACUUGUACGUAUGCAAAGCUUUGGACACGUUACUAGACCAGCGUAUCUUCAAUAUGAACUUUGAAUAAUAAUCUGUUUUUUUUUAUCUUAAUAGGACCUGGUGGUUUUUCAUCAUCAGACAUUCUGUUACUUAUUGUUUAAGAAAAUCAGGUUUUUGUUGUCAUUCAUUUAAAUACAGCUUAUUUCAUUAUUACAUUAUGGAACAUUUCAUGUGAUUUUUGCCCGAAUUUUCCCUUAUAUUUGCACAUGAGAAAACCCUGAUUUACUAAUAAUGCUUCAAAUCACAGUUUAGUAAUGUUUCCAAGGUUUUAUGUUCAUUACACAUUGAUCACCAUAGUUUCUACUCAACAAGUUCAAGAAACUGUCCGAGUAAAUGCCACACUUUUGGUGUUUUCUUUCCUAUCUGUAGCUAAAGAAAACAUACAAUUGUAAAUGUUAACUAAGUUUACUAAUUAAACUCCACUUAACUGCUGGGAGCUGUAAUGUAAAAAAGAGCAUUCCUAAAAUUAAAAAUGACAUUAAUUAA